CAACUUAACAGCUUUUCCAGGAAAGUAAAGUUUAACCACAACACUGUAACACUCUGUCCACCCUGGGACUUGAACCAGUGACAGUCUCCCAUCCCACUGUGCUGCCAAGAUGGUCCUGCUUAUCUUACAUGCAGUGAGAUCCCCAUAGACCACAAUUAACCUAUUGGUUUCAAUUGGCAAAAAAUCACAGAGUUGAUGCACUAGUCACAGUUCUCUAUACCAUUAAUGAAGGGAGGGCUCAAUAUUCGCAAAUUUGCGCAUAUGCGCACAAAUUUUCACAUAAGCACAAAAAAAGCGAAUAUUGGUAAUUAUGAAUAUAUAGUGCUAUAUUUGCAAUAUUCGCGAAUAUGCUAUAUUCGUGAUUAAAAUUCGAAUUGCGAAUAUUUGUGAACAACACUAGUCACUGCAAAUACAGUGAAGGAGUUUAAACAUGCAUGGGAUAGGCAUAAGGCUAUCCUUCAUAUAAGAUAGGGCCAGGGACUAUUAUUGGGAUUCAGAUUAUUGGGCAGACUAGAUGGGCCAAUUGGUUCUUAUCUGCCGACACAUUCUAUGUUUCUAUACUGUAUGGAUAUCAGAAAAAUGGUUCCAAGCUCUUAUUUCUUUAUUAAAUUCACUACUUUGGGGCAGGAAAGCACGAGAAUGAAAUAUGUUUCUUUAACGUUAGCUGAGCACGAUGGGGGUUGAGCACUUUUUUUUUUAGGUACUUUUUAGCACAAAAAUUGCAGACUAUUAUGAGAAGGAGGGAAAAUGUAGUCCUAUUUUUUCUCUCUAAGGGUAUGUUCAAACUACGGAAUUCCCGCGGAAUUCCACGGGCGGAAUUCCGCUAGCCGAAUUCCACGGGCGGAAUUCCGCAAGCCGAAUUCCGCGGUGUGAACUUAACAAUUAACAGCUUUAAAACAGGAUUAGAUACAUUCCUGGAACAAAAUAACAUUAAUGCUUAUGAAGAAAUAUAAAAUCCCAUCCCUUCCCCAAUAUCGCGCCACACCCCUACCCCUUAAUUCCCUGGUUGAACUUGAUGGACAUAUGUCUUUUUUCGACCGUACCAACUAUGUAACUCUGUAACAUUAGUGUGAAUGGGUUUCCGCGAGACCCGUUCACACUGCGGAAUUUCAGCCGCUGAAAUUGUUCCGCGCAAAGAAAAAACAUGUUCAUUCUUUGCACGGAAGUCCGCGAGCACUGCAUAGCUGUCAAUGGUGACGGCUCAGUGCCGCCCGGUCCUACCGCCGCCGCCGGCUGCCAGUCUGAAUCUCCACUCGCUGAAUUCAGCGAGCAGAGAUUCCGUUCACAUACUGUAGUGUGAACAUACUCUAAUGGGUCGUUAUAAGGAUAUUUUUGAGAUUUUGGAAGCUGGGAUACUCACUACACCCAUGCAUAUCUAUAUAAUAAAGUAUAGGAGGAAGCUAAAAAAAAUUUGAAAUCACAUGGAGUUUUGACUUUACUUCAUUAUGGUCGAAUAAAGCACUUAAAGAAUUCCUUAAAAUUAAAGAUUCACUCUUUUGAAUGAAAGGGGCUUAUUUAUGUAAAUCAAUUAUACGCUUUAGGUCAAAUAAAGUCGUUUGAAGAGAUAGCCCAUAAGUAUGGGGUGGCAGACAAUCAGAAACAUUGUUUUUUACAAAUAAGUAAUGCAGAUCAUAAACCAAUAAAAGGAGAGAUUGGAGAUUUCAGGGAUUCUAUAUAUAAGAAAAGUUUAAUUAGACUAUUUCCUUAUGCGUAGUUGCUGUCUGGGCAUGCUGGGAGUUGUCGUUCUGCAGCGGUUGGGGGUUCACAGCUUGAAGACCACUGCUAUAGAGGGUGCAAAUGUAUCUGAGCCCUGGAACUCAAAUAAUGUGAAAUGAUCAAAAUGGAGCCCCUGCACUAAUUACUUGGGUUCUGGGGUCUGUAAGGUCCAUAGUAAAAACAUCAGGUUCUGUCCAUAGCAGAUACUAAAUCAUGGCAGCUCCAAUAAACAAGCAGUCAUUCUGACAUGUCACAUGUGAUGUCAUAGACAGCUGGAGUCCUGACAUUCCACUGACAGCCGCCCGAGCCUUCAGUCUGUAGAUUGUUUUGGUGAGAUUAGCGUCUUUUUAUUCUACUUGUCUGAAAUGGAGCUAAAAGGUUUGGGGUUCGUCCCCCUCCUAUUGGCAUUUUGGUGUGUGGCCUGGCUUGCCACCAGCUACAUCAUGACGGUCAUCCUCGGCCAUGCCGCCUCGCCACUGAUGAGCAUCAGUGACGUGGGAAAUUUCUUUCCUGAAAGCAUAUUAUUCAGAAUUGGAUUCAUAGGGAUGUCCAUUGGCACUUUGGUACUAACCUUUCUUAUUUAUAAGUAUAUGGUUAUGCAUACUGAAGAGUUCAUUGGUCGUCAGGUCCUGAUCCAGAGGAUCCUGCUGGCCAUUGUGUGGGCCUCCUGUUUUGCCACAGCUGUCAUGCAUGUAUUUUCCCCCAAAGAAUAUCCCAGGAUACACUUUGUCAGCACGAUAAUUUCAAUUACAUGUGAAGCCUUAUACUACCUUGGGCAGUCCAUCCAGAUGUAUAAAUUACCAGGAGCAAAAAAAGUCAUCCACCAUAGUAGAUGCACCUGCUGCGGCCUGACUUUUGUCUGUGUAAUUUUCUAUUUUGGAUAUGAAACAUUAAAGGAUUUAUUCUAUAAUGAUGAAGACUGGGACGAGAUCCGUGAAAUCCCCAUCAUAAUCAUCGAGUGGGUGAUGCUUCUACUGAUCCUGAUAAACAUUGUGACCUAUUAUUCCACCAUGCAGAGGUUAUUGUUGACCGUCUCCAGAAACAGCUGCACACUCUCUCUUAGAGUAAAAAUUGAUGACUUUGAGGUGUAGACCACCACGUGGGCCAUCAAGUGGACUUCUGGGAGAAAUACUGCACAGGAUACGGAAAAACAUCUAAAGAAGAAUAACUGGGGGACUAUAUAUGGUCCAGUAAUCAUGACACAAUAAUAUGAGCUGGUGAUAUUACCUAUACAAAAAAAAAAAAAAAAAAUAUUGGUGUGUGAAGUGUAAUACCUAGGUAGAAAAACAGAAUCAAAUUCAUCAUUAUAACCACCCUCUGCAUUACCCUGUUUAUUAUUUUUCAA
Hyla sarda is the source of this 3061-nucleotide messenger RNA. RefSeq lists its product as uncharacterized. The transcript has 2 exons. The coding region runs from base 2082 to 2807 and encodes 241 amino acids. The record is from RefSeq and is a predicted model, not a curated record. NCBI's taxonomy places the organism in Eukaryota, Metazoa, Chordata, Amphibia, Anura, Hylidae.